Molecule: messenger RNA, 3503 nt
Organism: Sceloporus undulatus (fence lizard)
Lineage: Eukaryota; Metazoa; Chordata; Lepidosauria; Squamata; Phrynosomatidae
Gene: SLC44A4
Product: solute carrier family 44 member 4
Exons: 21
Coding region: 85-2268 (727 amino acids)
Biological process (GO): thiamine pyrophosphate transmembrane transport; choline transport
Cellular component (GO): plasma membrane
Molecular function (GO): thiamine pyrophosphate transmembrane transporter activity
Source: RefSeq, a predicted model, not a curated record
CCAGGAGCCUUCCAUUCGGAGCAGUCCCUGAGGCUUCUUCUCAGAUGGAGAGGCUCUCCUGAGAAGUAGGGUCUCCUGCUGGCCAUGGGGGCCAAGAAGAAGGAGGAGGAGGAGGAAGGGCAGGAUGAGUCUUCCUCUUCUACCUCUUAUGGGGAGAAGUGUAAAUAUGAUCCCUCUUUUCGCGGUCCUAUCCAGAAAAGGAGCUGCACAGAUAUUAUUUGCUGUGUCCUUUUCACGGUUUUUAUCGCUGGUUACAUUGUAGUGGGAAUUGUGGCCUGGGUUUAUGGUGACCCUCGGCAGGUUAUUUAUCCCAGGAAUUCAACUGGAUCCUAUUGUGGAAUUGGUGUCAACCGCAACAAACCUUUCUUGCUGUACUUCAACAUUAUCAAAUGUGCCACGGGUCUGAAUGUCCUCGCAGCGGCAAUGAAUGGAUUGCAGUGCCCUACGACGCAGAUUUGUGUCUCAUCCUGUACAGAAAAAUUCUGGGCCGUGCCUCCAAGUGUUUUUGUUGCUGCCAUUUCUGAGCCUCCUUCACAAAUAUGGAACCAGAUGUUGUGCCAGCCACGUAUUGACCUUCAGAAUACCAGUCUGACUGCAAAAGAAAUUCUCAACAGAGGACUUUGUCCUGAAUACACGCUCCCAACUAAACCAAUCCUUAAUCGCUGCUUUCCUACUUUUGAUGUCUCUCAAGCUGAAAAUUUUACCUUGAGUGGGAUGACAGUAAAUCAAACUGUUGAAUACAUCAAAUCUGGUACAGACCAGCUGAUAAAGUCUCUCGAUGCUAAAAAUAUUGGGAUGAAGAUCUUUGAGGAUUUCACACGGUCAUGGUACUGGAUCCUGAUAGGGCUCCUGAUCGCCAUGGUGCUGAGCCUCCUCUUCCUUCUGCUACUCAGGUUCACUGCUGGGGUGCUAGUGUGGAUUCUCAUUCUUGGGGUGCUGGCAGUGAUUGCAUAUGGAAUUUACCACUGUUAUAUGGAAUAUAGUGAGCUCAACAAACAGGGCGCCACCAUCCAGAGCAUUGGAUUUACCACCAACUUGAGCGCCUAUGGCAGUGUCAAGGAAACCUGGCUUGUGGUUUUGAUUAUCCUCUGUGUGGUGGAAGCCAUCUUGCUUCUCACUCUCUUGUUCUUGCGCAAACGCAUCUUCAUUGCCAUUGCCCUCAUCCGGGAAGCCAGUCGAGCCAUCGGAUACAUGAUGUCUACCCUCGCCUACCCGCUAGUGACUUUCAUCUUGUUGGUGAUAUGUGUAGCCUACUGGGGUAUGACUGCCCUAUAUCUUGCCACUUCUGGAGCACCCCUUUAUCGAAUGGCCCCAACAAACCAGAGCGAUCCUGCCUGUGAAGGCAUCUCUGGCAAUGAGAGCUGUAAUCCAUUGCAAUUCAAUGCUUCUGCAUACCUCCCAUGCCCAGUGGAAUGCAUCUUCUUCAAGUACAAUGACCAAGGGCUGGUCCAGCGCAACCUCUUCAACCUGCAGAUUUACAACGUCGUGGGCUUCCUCUGGUGCAUCAACUUUGUCAUUGCCCUCGGACAGUGUGUGCUGGCGGGAGCCUUUGCCUCUUACUACUGGGCCUUCAACAAGCCCCGAGACAUCCCAGCCUGUGCUGUGUCUGCUGCCUUCAUCCGAACAUUAAGAUAUCACAUAGGAUCUCUGGCAUUUGGCUCCUUGAUCCUGACCAUUGUCCAAGUCAUCCGUAUCAUCCUAGAAUAUCUGGACCACAAGUUGAAAGAUUCCGAUAAUCCAGCUGCCCGGUGUAUCUUGUGCUGCCUGAAAUGUUGCUUCUGGUGUCUGGAAAAGUUCAUCAAGUUCCUUAACAGAAAUGCCUACAUAAUGAUUGCCAUUUAUGGGAAGAACUUCUGUGUCUCUGCCAGAAAUGCCUUCAAGCUAUUGAUGAGGAACGUUGUCAGGGUUGUGGUCCUGGAUAAAAUCACAGACUUGUUGCUCCUAUUUGGGAAGCUUUUGGUAGUUGGAGGAGUUGGUGUACUAUCUUUCUUCUUCUUCACGGGACGGAUUCCCAUUCAUGACUCCCGGUUCCACUCUCCUAUUCUGAACUACUACUGGCUGCCCAUUCUGACUGUGGUGGUAGGUUCCUACCUCAUUGCCCAAGGCUUCUUCAGUGUCUACAGUAUGUGUGUUGACACUCUGUUCCUCUGUUUCUUGGAAGACUUGGAGCGCAAUGAUGGCUCCCAGGAGAAGCCGUAUUACAUGGACAAGUCACUCAUGAAGAUUCUCAACAAAAAGAACAGGAAACCUAAGGACCAGAAGAAAUAAUUCUUGCAAGGGUGCAUGUCCCAGCCUUCAGUUUGCUGAUUUGCAUUACCGGUCCACAUCAUUUCUUAUUAUAACAUUCCCUCUCUGCCACUACUGGAUUGUAAGCCUUGUGGCUUAACAGCAAGUACAACUAAUAUGCAUUUUCCUAAUUUUUUUAAUGGACAAGAAGACUUGCCAAUUUUGCUUCAUUUUUGUUUUACAUACAAAUUUUUAAACAGUGGCAGCCAUUUUAACACAAAACCUCACCCUUGGCCCAGCCAUGUUGUUUUUGGAAGUCUUCUGUGGCUAACUGUGGUGGUAUUCCUUACUCUGGCAAACUGGUCAGUGCUAUCAUGUCCACUCCAGUAGCCCCUUUCAGGCCGUCUCUCUUGUCUUCCAAACACUAAUUCUUGCCCAUUGUGUCCCUGACUGAAUUUAUACUGAAUUUAUUCUUGCCCACAUUAUGGUUGGCUAGUUGUCUCUUGGUCUCUACGCAAUGUCUUAAUAAGCACCAAGCUUCUUUCUGGGCUUUGGCAUUCUUUGGAUCUAACUAAGUGACUGGGAACCACAUAGAUGCCUCUUGUGAAACUUGUGGCAAUGCAAUGUCGCUGUAUUUCUCUGGUUCUUUCACAGAAGGUUACAAGUACAGUACUACAACAUAAAUCUUUCAAGUGGCUUCUGCUUAUUCCCAGUUGCCUAGUUCUACCCUGAUAACAACUGGUUUUUUAAAAUCUUUUUUCUCUCUCCCAUGUUUGCUUUUGUUUAGAUUAACUCUCAGCUGCAAUAUGGUUGUCAGGCCCAAUGAUGCUGUCUUUCUGUUGUCUACUGACCUUUUCUCUGGGACAUUAGCACACUUCGAACAAUUAAUUAUGCUUUUAAAACUAGUGAAACAAGUGGGGCUUAAUCCCACUUAAUUCUACCCUGAAUAAUGGAUUGUCUUGUUUCUAAGUGCCUUCACUGAAAAAUUACAUUUAUCUCUUCCCACAAUGCUUAAUAGGGUUGUUCUGCUAAGUCUAACUUAGACUCAUAAGGAAAGCAGACUUUUUAAAUCUGUACAUUUUAAACCUGGACUUCUGCCAAUCAGCUCUCAUUUUUGCACUGUUUAUAUGGUUCUGGAAGCCCUUUUAAAAUAAUAAAGGUCAUGUUCAUGGCAUUCUUCAGAUCUGUUUUUAUAUUGCCCAGGUGAGCUGCUAAAAUGUACUGUAUAUAGACUUUUUUUUCUUUCUGUACAGAAAUAAAUUUUAAAAAUUGUAGGA